Molecule: messenger RNA, 2247 nt
Organism: Paraphaeosphaeria sporulosa
Lineage: Eukaryota; Fungi; Ascomycota; Dothideomycetes; Pleosporales; Didymosphaeriaceae
Product: Pkinase-domain-containing protein
Exons: 2
Coding region: 1-2247 (748 amino acids)
Biological process (GO): protein phosphorylation
Molecular function (GO): ATP binding; protein serine/threonine kinase activity
Source: RefSeq, a predicted model, not a curated record
AUGAGCAACGACGACGAACAUGACCAGAUAGGCUCCAACAGCUCCACGCCGCCGGGCGCCUCGACGCCGCGCCCCGAUCCGACCGAUAAGCGACUGCCAGGUAUCCUGCACAGUUACUUUGGCCAGGUUCGUGAUUCUUUGAUACCCCGUCGGAAGUCUUCUGCGGUCAACCCCUCCCCCGCACUUGCACCUGCCACUCAGACCGCAGACCCGUCAUCGAAAGAGGAUUCCGAUGCUAGCCGUCUGCCGUCAAACACACUGCCCAGCCCCACGCCCAGUGCUUCUUCUACUUCCCGACAUCCCUCAACCUCUCAGUUGAAUGAUGGAGAAACGGAGAAGCUAACAGAAGGCGCUUAUGCGCCGCCGUAUAACCAGGCCACGCCUCCUCAGACUCCCCGCACACGCUCGCAGGAAGGCAAGCGGCCUGCCUCGAGCCUGUCUCAAUCCACCCUCGCCUCGAACCAGCAGAAGACGAAGGAGAAAGAGACCAGAGAGCGGGGCCCCGCUGAUGUUGGCCCGCCAAAGGGCAAGCUGUCGGUCGCCAUCUCUGAGGGAAGAGAUCUUCGACCAAGCGUUGACCCGUACGUCGUGUGCCAAUUCCAGUGGGCUGAGUACAUUUCGGACGGACCGCGGAACGACGCAGCAAAGGACAAGCGGCAUCCGCUUGCUAUUCAGCGGACUGACAGUGAGACUGGCAAGCCAAUGGCGAUUCCAAUGCGGAGCCGACAGAGCAGCAACAACGGCACCAGCUCAGACCCACGCGAGAACGGAUCAUUGAAAGAUGUCACUAACCCCAAAUGGGAGCAUGAGGCCAUAUUCGACGUCGUCGGUGACCAUUCUGAAAUCGACAUCUCCGUAUACGAUCGUAGCAAUGCCGAAGCCUUCCUUGGCCACGUCCGGUUUUGCCCCAAUCUUGUCGAGUACGAGAAGCCCUACGAUGGAUGGUUCACCCUUGAACCGCGGGAUGGUGAGGAAGACUACGUGACUGGAGAGAUCCACCUGAAAAUCAAUUUCCACAAAAUCGAUAAGAAACACUACGGACCCGAAGAUUUCGAGAUUUUGAAACUUAUCGGAAAGGGCACAUUCGGACAGGUCUUCCAGGUACGCAAGCGUGAUACUCGACGCAUCUACGCCAUGAAAGUACUUUCCAAGAAGGUCAUCGUACAGAAGAAAGAGGUGGCUCACACACUCGGCGAACGGAACAUCCUGGUGCGAACAGCUAUGGCCGACUCCGCGUUUAUAGUUGGCUUGAAAUUCUCUUUCCAGACGCCUUCCGACCUUUAUUUGGUCACAGACUACAUGUCGGGCGGUGAACUCUUCUGGCAUCUCCAACGUGAGGGACGUUUCCAGGAAGGUCGCGCCAAGUUUUAUAUCGCCGAGUUGAUCCUCGCUCUGCAGCAUUUGCACGAGCACAAUAUCGUAUACCGCGAUCUGAAGCCAGAAAACAUCCUUUUGGACGCCAAGGGUCAUAUCGCGCUCUGCGAUUUCGGUCUGUCUAAGGCGAACUUGACUGAAAACGCUACCACGAACACUUUUUGUGGCACAACAGAAUAUUUGGCCCCCGAGGUACUGCUCGACGAACAUGGUUACACCAAGAUGGUGGACUUCUGGUCCUUGGGUGUGCUCGUCUUCGAGAUGUGCUGCGGUUGGAGCCCUUUCUACGCGGAAGACACUCAGCAAAUGUACAAGAACAUUGCGUUCGGAAAAGUGCGAUUCCCACGAGAUGCUCUCAGCACUGAGGGGCGUAACUUUGUAAAGGGCUUACUCAACCGAAACCCCAAGCACCGACUCGGUGCAACGCGAGAUGCCGAGGAGUUGAAAGCGCACCCUUUCUUCGCGGACAUCGAUUGGGACGCCUUACAAAAGAAGAACGUUGUCCCGCCAUUCAAGCCCAAGUUGAAGUCCGAGCUAGACGUCUCGAACUUCGACCCGGAGUUCACGAAUGCGUUGAACGGAAACGGAUCUUUGAAUGCGCGGGCCGCUGCUCUGGCCUCGGGCGUAAACCCUGCGUCGACACCGUUGUCGCCAACAAUGCAAGCCAAUUUUGCAGGCUUCACAUUUGUGGACGAAAGCACCAUGGACCAACAAUUCGCCCACAAGAACAGGGAGCACGAACCUGAGCGUAUGGACGAAGACGAUAAGGAUGACAUAAAUUGGGACAAGCCCGCAGGACGGGGUGACCGAAUGAGUGGCGUCAUCCCCAGUAACGACCACGACAUAUUCAAUCACGGAAACUUCGACGUUUAA